AAAAAAAGAAAAAAGGAAGAAACACAAAACUCUUGUCACGGGGUCACAUUAGUAUUGGUCAGCAAAGCAACACAGAGACACUGGCAAUUAUGCUUUGAACUCUAAAGUGACAAAAGCCCACCUGACCAUUUUUCCCAGUUCAUCUCUACCUCCUCCUUCUAACACGCGCACCGCUUACCCUUCACACUAACCUGCGCACCCUUGCCCUUAAUGGUCUGGUUGUUGGUGUAGUUGUAUACUCAUAAACAUAGACACUGGAAAAACUACUCACUUCUGUCUCGUGGAGUGGCCCAGAAAUAGUGUCUGUACUCUGUCAUUUUCUUGUUCAUGAUUUGAGCUGCUUUGCUGGCAUUGGAAGUAGGGAUGCAUUUUGGGUGAUGAUAGCAGAUUCAGGAUUUGGAGGUGUUUGAUGUGGCAAGAAUGAUGAAUUAAUGGUGAAAAGGACAAGUUUUCUGGGAUACUUGAAAUUCACUAAGAGAAGAAACUAUUUUGUUGCUGAACUUGCCAAUCUGGCAGAAUGGGUGGUGUUGCAUCAAGGAUUAACAAGGAAGAAAAGGUUCGGGUUUGCAAGGAGAGAAGGAAGCUAAUGAAGCAGUUGGUGAGGUUUAGAGGUGAAUUUGCAGAUGCCCAGUUGGUUUAUUUGAGAGCAUUAAGGAAUACUGGAGCAACACUAAGACAAUUUACAGAGUCUGAGUCAUUGGAGCUUGAAACUACUACUUAUGGCUUGCCACCAUCACCGCCACCCCCUUUGCCCCCUUCCCCUCCACCACCACCUCCUCUCAGCCCUGACUUGAGAAAGUUGGAUAAUGAUCGGAAAGAAGAAGCUGGCCUAGAAAAAAGCAGGGAAAUUAUGGAGGAUGAUGUCAGUACCCCACCAGACUCAUCAUCUUGGGACAUUUUUGGUUUGUCUUCACCGCAUUAUCAGAGACAUGAUGAAACAGUGGAGCCACAUGACGAGGAAAAGUGGGCAGAGACUAAUUCGGAAUUUGUGGAAGACGAACAGGAAGAGGAAACUGUUGCAAAUGUUGUGAGUAUGCUGCCUAAGAAACUGCAGCUCGAAGAAUCGGUUGAGGAUAAUUCAUCGACAAUGAGGUGGCCAUAUCCUAAGGACUCUGCAGAUACAACCAUGGUACUAUGGAAAAGCAAGAGGACCUUGGAGAGUAUAGCUAAGGAGUUGGAUGAUUAUUUUCUGAAAUCUUCAGCUGGUUUAAAGGAAAUUGCUAUUCUUAUGGAAAUCAAAGGCAGGGAUACAGUUCUGCUACAGAGUACUUAUGAAAACAAAAGGAAGAGGUGCAAUUCUGCAAAGGUCUUUAGUGCAUUGUCAUGGAGCCGAUCUGCUAGGGCACUUCAAUAUUCAAGAGAUGCUGUUGAGUCUAGUGGUCCUAGUGAACCUUGCAGGCCAGGAGCUCAUUGCAUCACUCUCAGGAAGUUAUAUGAAGCAGAAAAUAAACUUUACAAGGAGAUUAAGGAGGAAGAGCUUACCAAACUAGAAUACGAGAGGAAAUCCAAAUUACUGCAAAAACAAGAGGAUGAAAACCUGGAUUGCAGCAAGAGUGAGAAAACUCGGUUUAGUGUUGAGAGUUUGGAGGCUGACAUCUUAUGUCUUCAGCAGUCCAUCAGCAGUACUCGUUUUUCUAUAGUGAAGCUCAUAGAUGAUGAGCUGUAUCCUCAGUUGUGCACAUUAAUUUCCGGACUUUUGCACAUAUGGAGAACGAUGCAUGAAUGCCACCAAGUUCAGAAUUUUGUUUCUCAGCAGUUGAAUAAUCUUACUGAUAUUCAUAAGAUUGACUUGAGCACCACCUAUCAUUGCCAAGCAGCAAUUCAACUAAAGUCUGAGGUAUCUUGUUGGAACAACAGCUUUUCUGAAGCCAUAAAAUCGCAACAAGAAUAUGUCAGAACUCUUUGCAGGUGGAUCCAACUCAUUGAUAAUCCUGUGGAUGAUCAUCCACAGAGUUUGUACUCUUCUGCUGUUCGUUGCUUGUGUGACCAAUGGCAGCUUGCCCUUGAUAGAUCACCAAGUAAGGAAGCAGCAGAGGCCAUCAAGAGCCUUCUAUCAGCCAUCCACAGAAUUUGUCUGCAGCAAGAAGAGGAGCACAAUCUGCAGAAGAAAUCCGAAAAACUCGAGAAGAGGCUGCAAAAGGAGUUGUAUUCAUUAGCUGACUUGGAGAAAAAGAUGGAGCUCAGCUUCACCGAUGGAGAUGCGUGCUCGGACCUAGGCCCUAAGCAUCCUUUCACAAUAAAGAGGGAUAAAACUGAAGCCUUGAAGAAGCAAGUGGAAAUUGAGAAAGCCAGAUAUCACAACGCAGUCCAGGUCAGCAAGAACCUGAUAUUGGACAAUCUGAAAACAAGCCUUCCCAAGGUGUUCCAAACAUUGAUGGCAUUUUCUGGUGCUUAUGUUCAGGGCAUUGAGGCUAUAUCUAGUGACACCAAGCCAGCAGAGAGUUCUGAUGGUGAAGUUCAAACCUUAUAGAAUCAAUAUUUUUCUCUCAGAAAUACGGAGAUGAAGUGGAGGCUAUGGGUUAUCACAGUGGUUAAAGAUAUUGCUGAAGAUUAUUUUAGAUGGGCGGAUCUAAUUGCUUUUGCGAGGGAGGAAUGUGUUAUACUGCUCAACCAUUUCUGCCCUAAGAAACUCUAAAGAGGAUGUUUGUAAUUCAAACCUAAGUAAAUAUUUUGGUCAA
Molecule: messenger RNA, 2678 nt
Organism: Rosa chinensis
Lineage: Eukaryota; Viridiplantae; Streptophyta; Magnoliopsida; Rosales; Rosaceae
Product: protein ALTERED PHOSPHATE STARVATION RESPONSE 1
Exons: 7
Coding region: 518-2470 (650 amino acids)
Source: RefSeq, a predicted model, not a curated record